Fomitopsis serialis is the source of this 408-nucleotide messenger RNA. RefSeq lists its product as uncharacterized. Lineage: Eukaryota; Fungi; Basidiomycota; Agaricomycetes; Polyporales; Fomitopsidaceae. Gene Ontology annotation, biological process: iron-sulfur cluster assembly. The transcript has 3 exons. Gene Ontology annotation, cellular component: cytoplasm; mitochondrion. The record is from RefSeq and is a predicted model, not a curated record. The annotation marks the transcript as partial. Gene Ontology annotation, molecular function: 2 iron, 2 sulfur cluster binding.
AACGCGGCGUCGCCGCAAGUAGCAACGCGCCCGCCGCCCGCUCCGAAGGCCGAGCGGCGCAAGCCCACUAUCACACCGGCCGAAGCUGUCACACCCGGCGCUGUGCAGCGGCUCUGCGCACUGCUCAAGGCGCCCACACCCCAGCUCAUACAGAUAUGCGUGCGGAACAAGGGCUGCGCAGGGCUCUCGUACCACCUCGAGUACCUCGCCAAGCCCGGCAAGUUCGACGAGGUGGUCGAGCAGGACGGCGUGAACGUCCGCAUCCUCAUCGACAGCAAGGCGCUCUUCUCCGUCAUCGGCAGGGAGAUGGACUGGUACGAGGACGCAUCCAGCGCGAAGUUCGUGUUCAAGAACCAGGACAUCAAGGACGCGUGUGGGUGCGGAGAGUCGUUGAGCGUCGGCUCGUGA